UUGUUAUCAGCAGUGUGAUAAACUGGCUAGGUUUUUUUUCACCGGAUAAUGUGUUCCGAUCACAUUCUUUAUUAAUGGUUCCUAUUUCCUCGUUUAACGUUUAAUACACUAUUGCUUUGUCGCAUAUUGCUGCCGAAGAUUGGUUAUCGUCAAAAUGCCCAGCUACGAGUUAUGCUUGCUGUUCAAAGUGCUGCCAAGGCCUGAAAUUGCACAAUGUUUAAAACGAACGGCUAGUAAGAUUUUUGAAGCUGGUGGUUUUAUAAGGCGCAUUGAUAACUUAGGAUCAGCAGAUACUCCUUGGAAAAUAAGUUCACAUGACUCAAUACAUAAAGAGGCUAGUUAUUUUAUUGUCGAGUUUGAUGUACCUAGUUCAGCAUUGGAUUCAUUUAAUAAUUAUUUAUCGAGGGAUAUUGAUGUAAUCAAGCGUACAAUAUUUCGAGUACCUGAAAAUAAAACUCAACCAGCUUGUACGCUCCAUGAAGAACUUAAACCACCUGCAUAUAGGUCUGAAGUCAAAGAGAUGAUAGCUAUUGGCAAGAAAAAACGUGAACUAGAAGCAAAGAAAAAAGUACAAUUCAACACUGGCUUGGAUUUUAUGCCAUUCCAAAGAUAGAAG
Molecule: messenger RNA, 616 nt
Organism: Sipha flava (yellow sugarcane aphid)
Lineage: Eukaryota; Metazoa; Arthropoda; Insecta; Hemiptera; Aphididae
Gene: mRpS6
Product: probable 28S ribosomal protein S6, mitochondrial
Exons: 3
Coding region: 155-613 (152 amino acids)
Biological process (GO): translation
Cellular component (GO): mitochondrial small ribosomal subunit; ribosome
Molecular function (GO): structural constituent of ribosome; small ribosomal subunit rRNA binding
Source: RefSeq, a predicted model, not a curated record